UCGCCGCAUGCGCUGUGCCGAUAUUACAAGUUGGCGCGUUAUUUCCAUAGAUAUAGAAUAAAAAGACUUCCGGUUCCCCGCGUACGCGCGCCUGUAAAUGUAUACAUUUGUAAUUGUAGCUAAAACAGCUGGAUCGAUCCAAAGACCAAACAGCUAUAGUACAGCUGGCUGGAGCUGGAUGCAACAACUUCCUGUACAGGUUUGAGCUGUGCUUUCCAGUGAACCAAAAUGCUCCCCAGCUGCAAAACAGGGCUUCUCAUCUUAACCUCACCGAUAAACCAACUCGUCAAACGAAUCAGUCCCAUACUAUGCCAUGCGGCCAGCUGCAUAUUGGAAACAGUCUACGUACAGCUGCAUCCCGGCCUUGACCACGAACUGGAACCGUACAAACAGAGACCGAUUCCCGUUACGCAAGAUGUCUGCGCAACCAUCACUGCAAUCUACGCCAAGUCGGCGCAGCUACAAGGGCAAGAUGUCAGAGUACUCGUAAACAAUAUAAGUAACCGGUCUGGCACCUUGCCUCCCACUAGACUUCUCAAAGGAGAAGUGGGUCUGGUACUGACUGACUGCUCCGCUCCAAACAAACUCCAAGCGUUACUGAAGUCAUGGUUUGUAUUCCCAACAAAUCCUGUUGUGGAAAUCAUACCAGAGUCUGUCUGGUUAGAUGUUAACAGUUCUGCACCAGUGGAUACUGAUGCUAGCGAAGUAGACUGUUUGCCGGUUAAGAGUUACGGAAGCGUUGUUCUUGGAGGAACAUUCGAUCGCAUCCACGCUGGACAUAAAAUCCUGCUGAGCGAGUCGGCUAUCAGAGCAGAAGAGAAGAUUACAGUUGGUGUGACAGACAUAUCCAUGCUGCAACGGAAAACACUACCAGAGUUGAUCCAGCCAAUGGAUGCGCGCAUCGCGUCUGUCCGUGACUUCAUCCAGGAUAUCAAACCACGCAUCUUACAAUCAGACUCCAUCGUGCCCAUCACGGAUCCUUACGGCCCCAGCGUGGUGGAUCCAGACAUGAGGUGCAUUGUGGUCAGUGAGGAGACCAAGAAAGGUGGAGAUGCUGUCAAUAGGGUCAGACAGCAAAAGGGUCUGUGUGUACUAGACAUGCAUGAGAUAUCUCUAGUAGAGGACAUCAAUCAUGCUGCACAUGAAGAAGCUAAGAUAAGUUCCUCAACACAAAGGAUUCGACUCCUAGGAACACUGCUCAAGCAACCCACGAAUAAAGAUCUACCUGGCACCCCAUACGUGAUUGGUCUGACCGGCGGCAUAGCCAGCGGGAAGUCUUCAGUAUGUAGACGGCUGGAGGGGCUCGGUGCUGCAGUGAUUGACUGUGAUAAGCUGGGGCACAAGGCUUACCUACCAGGCACGCAGGGAUUCAGGAGAGUGGUGGCUGAGUUUGGACAAGAUGUUGUUGGGGCUGAUGGUAGCAUCAACAGGCGAGCCCUCGGCGCUAAAGUCUUCCAAGACCGAUCCCGUCUGGACCGGCUGAACCAGAUCGUCUGGCCGGAGAUUGCCAGCAUGGCUCGGGAGGAGAUGAGGGUCCUGGGUGAUGGAGGAUGCCUGGUGUGUGUGCUGGAUGCAGCCGUGCUGAUUGAAGCUGGGUGGGACGGGUUCUGCCAUGAGGUGUGGUCAUGCAUUAUUCAUAAGGAUGAGGCCUUGAAGCGUAUUCUAGACAGGGAUCGUCUAGCAGAGGAGAAGGCACGACAGCGCAUAGAAUCCCAGCUCAGUAACCAGGAACGUGUGGAUCAUUCCAAUGUCGUCUUCUGCACCUUCUGGGAGCCAGAGGUCACUCAGAAACAGGCGGAGAAGGCUUGGGCUGGGCUUAUGGAGAGAUUACCAACUUCCGAAGCCAAACCACAGCAGCCUAAACUAUGACGGCCGAAGGCACCAGGAGCUUGAUGUAGCUUGUAUGCCAUCAGUGGUAUUACACAAUGCACCAUGGACAUGAACUGUGGCUGAAAUGCUUAUGCGAUAAACCAGCCUAGAUGUGGUUUAUUCCUCAAGCAGGGGGAAAUAGGAUGGAAAAAAAAAAUUGAAAGUGUGUGACUACAAUUUGAGCCCUUAUGGAAUGUUUUUAUUGAUAAAUAUAAGCAAGCAUGGAAUGGAGUAAUGCCAAUUAUUUUUUCAGCAGUUUAUAUGCUGCUGAUGUAUUCAAAAUGAUAUGGGCCAGUAUUCACAUCAUUAAGCUUCUAAUAAUAACAUAGGGGACCCAAUAACUGUAGACAUUUUUCCCUUUUAAAUUUCAGUUCUUCUCAAAUUUCAGGAUUGAUGAUUUAAUUUGAAGUAGUUGAACAAAGUACGACAGAAAAUAAACACAUAUACUUCAACA
Molecule: messenger RNA, 2323 nt
Organism: Patiria miniata (bat star)
Lineage: Eukaryota; Metazoa; Echinodermata; Asteroidea; Valvatida; Asterinidae
Product: bifunctional coenzyme A synthase-like
Exons: 8
Coding region: 229-1869 (546 amino acids)
Biological process (GO): coenzyme A biosynthetic process
Molecular function (GO): dephospho-CoA kinase activity; ATP binding
Source: RefSeq, a predicted model, not a curated record